GGAAAAACAAAGAAAUCGAACGCGAAAAAGAGAGGAGAGAGAGAGAGAGAGAGAGAGAGAGAGAGCGCUUCGAUCGGCAAUGGACAUCGGAGCGAAGGUGCCGAAGAAGGCCGGCGCGGCGGGGCGUCGGGGCGGCGGCGGCCCGAAGAAGAAGCCGGUCUCCCGCUCCGUGAAGGCCGGCCUCCAGUUCCCCGUCGGUCGAAUCGGCCGCUACCUCAAGCAGGGUCGCUAUUCCCAGCGCAUCGGCUCCGGCGCCCCUGUCUACCUCGCCGCCGUCCUCGAGUACCUCGCCGCCGAGGUCCUCGAGCUGGCGGGGAACGCGGCGCGGGACAACAAGAAGAACCGGAUCAUCCCGCGGCACGUGCUCUUGGCGAUCCGCAACGACGAGGAGCUCGGGAAGCUGCUAGCCGGCGUCACCAUUGCGCACGGCGGGGUGCUGCCCAACAUCAACCCCGUGCUGCUCCCAAAGAAGGCCGCCUCCGCCGCUGCCAAGGAGAGCAAGGAGAAGAAGUCUCCCAAGAAGGCGGCCACCAAGUCUCCCAAGAAGGCGGCAGCCGCCUAGCCUGGCCGGGCCCGGGCAGCGCUGGUGCCCCGUCUCUCGCGCUCUCUCUCUCUGUGCAUGUGUGUGUGUGUGGGGUUUGAACUGAAACGCUCCUAGCUGCUUUUGUCGUCACGACCCUUGUUGCUUGAUACACUUGUCGUGGUUAUUUGUAUGUAAUUGCGUGCCUUUCGCACAAUCAGCUUUGUAUUGUGUAGGUUAACACUGGUCUAGGUUUCGAUGUGAAAAAACACUGGUCUAGGUUCGAGGAGCGUGAAGGGCAGGGUCGGGUGUGGGAGGAGGGUACUGUGAAUCAUUAGGUGCUGUUUGUAAUAAGAUUGCGAAGAUGUGUAAAAUUAUGGGCAUCCAUUCUGUGCUUGAUUGUCUGGAUGUGGUUUUGUU
Molecule: messenger RNA, 940 nt
Organism: Phragmites australis (common reed)
Lineage: Eukaryota; Viridiplantae; Streptophyta; Magnoliopsida; Poales; Poaceae
Product: probable histone H2A.4
Exons: 2
Coding region: 80-562 (160 amino acids)
Cellular component (GO): nucleosome
Molecular function (GO): protein heterodimerization activity; structural constituent of chromatin; DNA binding
Source: RefSeq, a predicted model, not a curated record